CCCGGCAGCCCCCCACCCGCUGACUCCCUGCUGGUGCGACGCAUCGAGGAGCAGAUCCAGAGGAAUGCCGGGAAGGAGACAGAGGAGCGGGGGGGCGGUGGGGGCCUGGAGCAGGUCUCCUUCCCACCCGAGGACGAGGACAGCGAUGAGGACGAGGACGUCGAGAGCCUCCUGCCCCACGCCCAGCCCCAGCACAAGAAGCAGCGGGUCAAGCUCACCCCAAAACCCCUCCUGCCUGAGGUGGAGGAUGAUGAUGACGAUGACGACUCGGAGGAUGCCCUCAACGAGUUUGAUUUCCUGGGCUCUGGGGAAAACGGGGCCGGCCGCCGGGCCGGGGAAGGCGUGGAGCUGGAAAGCCACCGGGGGCGGCUGCGGGGGAUGCUGGCCGACCUGCAGGAUGUGGACGGGCUCCCACCGAAACCCACCGCUGCGGGGCCACCACGGCCUCACGAAGGCUCUCUGGGCAUCUCCUCCGACGUCUUCAUCAUGGACAGCAUCGGCGGCAGCGCCGUCAGCCUGGGGGACCUGGCUGACCUGACCGUCACCAACGACAACGAGCUCAGCUGUGACCUCCCGGAGGGCCGGGAUGCCCUGAAGAAGACGUGGAGCCCCAAGUUCACCCUGCGCAGCCACUACGACGCCGUGCGGGGCCUGGCCUUCCUCCCCGCCGAGGCCGCCCUCGUCACCGCCUCCGAGGAUGGCACCCUCAAGCUCUGGAACCUCCAGAAGCCUGUGGCCCCCAAAAAGAACGCGGCGCUGGACGUGGAGCCGGUGUACGCUUUCCGUGGGCACAGGGGUCCUGUGCUCACCGUGGCCAUGGGGCGCGACAGCUCCCUGUGCUGCUCCGGCGGGGUGGACGCCCGCAUCCGCUGCUGGCGCCUGCCCGACCUCGACAUGGACCCCUACGACGGCUACGACCCCGGGGUGCUCAGCGGUGUCCUGGAGGGUCACGGUGACGCUGUCUGGGGUCUGGCCUUCAACCCGGCCGGCGACCGCUUGGCGUCCUGCUCCGCCGACGGCACCCUCCGCAUCUGGGACCCGCGGCGCCAGGAGGGCGCCUGCCUCGGCACCUACGACGCCCAGAGCGAGCAUGGCGUCCCCACCUCCGUCACCUUCUCGGCCACCCAGCCCGGGCACACGGUGGCCGCUUUCCGGACGGGGGCCACCGUCCUCUACGACGUGGAGGCUGCUCGACCCGUCCUGGUGCUCGAGGCCCGGCCGGGAGGCGGUGGCAGCCAGGUGAACCAGGUGGUGAGCCACCCCUCGCAGCCCCUCACCAUCACCGCCAGCGACGACCGCGGCAUCCGCUUCCUCGACAACCGGACAGGUAAGGUCGUGCACUCCAUGGUGGCCCACUUGGACGCCGUCACCUGCCUGGCCGUGGACCCCAACGGCGUCUUCCUCAUGUCCGGCAGUCACGACUGCUCGCUGCGCCUCUGGCACCUGGCCCACAAGACAUGUGUGCAGGAGCUGACGGCGCACCGCAAGAAGCACGAGGAGGCCGUCCACGCCGUCGCCUUCCACCCCAGCCGGGCCCUCAGCGCCAGCGCCGGCGCCGACGCCCUCGCCAAGGUCUUCGUGUGACACCGGGGAGGGGGGGGACACACGCGUGUCGGUGGCAGGGGUGGCCUUUGUCACCUUCCCUGCCCCGGGGAGCUGAGACUGGUCUCUCCCUUGGAGCUCGUGACACCCCAGGGCAGCCUCGGCCCCUCUCCUGGCGCCCCCCCACCCCCCAAGGGAGCCUGGCUGGGGGGUGCAGGGGGGCACCUAUGGGCUCUAUAUACCCCCCGGGGCAGUUAUGGGCUCUAUAUACCCCCCUGGGGGCAAUUAUGGGCCCUAUAUAACCCCCCCAGGACAAUUAUGGGCUCUACAUACUUCCCUGGGGCAGUUAUGGGCUCUGUGUACCCUUCUGGGGGCAAUUAUGGGCUCCAUAUACCCCCCUGGGGCAAUUAUGGGUUCUAUAUGACCCCCCCGGGGCAGUUAUGGUCUCUGUGUACCCUUCUGGGGGCAAUUAUGGGCUCCAUAUACCCCCCCGGGGCAGUUAUGGGCUCUGUAUACUCCCUGGGGCAGUUAUGGGCUCUGUGUACCCCUCUGGGGGCAGUUAUGAGCUCUCUAUACCCCCCCAGGGCAAUUAUGGCCUCUAUAAACUCCUUGUGGGGCAAUUGCAGGCUCUGUGUACCCCCCCCGGGGCAGUUACGGGCUCUGUGUACCCCUGGGGCGGGGGUACUUACAGGCUUUAUAUACCCCCCUGAGGGGUACUUAUUGGCCCUAUAUACCUCCCCUGGGGGCAGUUAUGGGCUCUAUUCCCCCCCCCAGGGGCACUUACGGGCUCUAUAUGCCCCCGAGUGGCAAUUAUGAGCCCUAUAUACCUCCCUGGGGGCAGUUAAAGCCUCUACAUACCCCCCUCCCCCCCCCCGGGGCAGCUGUGGGCCCCGUCUCGUCCCUGGGGGGCAGGGGGGGCAGCUCUCCAUACCCCCAGGGGUAGUUAAGGGCUCUGUGCCCCCCCCCGGGGCAGUUACCGUCUCAAUCUCCCCUCUGAGGGGACACUACCCCCCCCCCCCGGGGGCACCCGUGGGAUCUGCCCCACGGGGGGGAGCACUACAUACCCCCCUGGGGGCAAUUAUGGGCCUUAUCACCCCCCCUACCCCCCCCGCGAGGGGUAAUUGUGGACCUUAGAGACCCCCAGGGGCAGGU
Molecule: messenger RNA, 2694 nt
Organism: Calidris pugnax (ruff)
Lineage: Eukaryota; Metazoa; Chordata; Aves; Charadriiformes; Scolopacidae
Gene: STRN4
Product: striatin 4
Exons: 13
Cellular component (GO): dendrite
Molecular function (GO): armadillo repeat domain binding; protein phosphatase 2A binding; calmodulin binding
Source: RefSeq, a predicted model, not a curated record